This is a messenger RNA of Sclerotinia sclerotiorum 1980 UF-70, 483 nucleotides long. RefSeq lists its product as hypothetical. The transcript is spliced from 2 exons. The record is from RefSeq and is a predicted model, not a curated record. Lineage: Eukaryota; Fungi; Ascomycota; Leotiomycetes; Helotiales; Sclerotiniaceae. Bases 1 to 483 code for a protein of 160 amino acids. Gene Ontology annotation, cellular component: mitochondrial inner membrane. Gene Ontology annotation, biological process: mitochondrial respiratory chain complex I assembly.
AUGUUAGAUGUAUUAGGGAAUACACCCUCACCAAGCACGAGUAUCGACGCAUGUUUAAGCGAUGGGUUUCAUUUGAAUAGCGGGGUGAAGAUAGGAGGAGAUGGGAAGUUUGUAGAGGGGAAGUGGAGGGGUGGGAGUGGGGUUUUGCUUGUAGGGGGUGAGGCGUUUGGGUGGAGACCUUGGGUUUAUGGGGAGGAAGAGAGGGAGAAGGAGAGGGAAUUGGUUAAUAAGAAGGGGCAGUUUGAUUGCGCGGAUGAGGUUUGGGGUGUUUUGGGGUGUGUUUGGCCUAGACCUGAUCUCCUCAUUCUCGGCCUAGGCAAAGAAAUGCGACCCAUUUCCCCUAAAACCCGCGCUUUUAUAAAUGGAUUGGGUAUACGGAUUGAAGUGGCUGAUACGAGGAAUGCGGCUGCGCAGUUUAAUUUGUUGGCGACGGAGAGAGGGGUGGGAAGUGUUGCUGCGGCUUUACUACCUAUUGGACGAUAA